CAAACACGAUUAAAACUUUGAAUACUACCUGGUAGUAAAGUCAAAAAGUGGCCAAAAGGGAUACAAUGUUCAUCCAAAAACUUGUUUAUUAUCCGACAGCGGCAUAGCGCCAUGGGAUCAUCGGAAUAAUAUCAGAAGGCAAGGCGCUUGGCCAUGGGAUCAUCGGAAUCUACUCUUUCAAGUUCACAAUUACAGAUUGAAGAUGGAAUCACCACCGUCUCAGAGCGAUUCGAAGACGUGGAUCCCAUGCUAGAGAAGCUUAGAUCCCUAAAAAUUGCAACUCCAAUAUUGACAUCUACAUCAACAGAGAGCAGAUUGACAGAUAUUUUGGUCAGGAAACCAUCAACUUCUGAUUCAGCUAUUGUAGAUCGGAAAGUGCUACUGGAAUUAUUCUCAAUGUAUCAAGAAUGGCAAGAAAAGCAGGCUCAAAACAUCAACAAAAGACAGGAAGAGAUAGAAAACAAAAUAGAACUUGCAGAUGCUUUAGCUGUAAAAAUUCUUCAAAGAUAUAAUUACUCUCUCUCAGCAAUGAAAACAACAUCAAAUCACCUUUCUGGAGGUGGCAAUUGGGGAGUUGAAAGGAAGGUUAACUGAAGUGAUUAGUAAUUGUGAUGGUUUAUGUAAGAGAAUAUCUGAUGUGGGACCCGAACAACUUCGGUCAACGGUCAAACCUUUUGCAGCAACCAUGAGUCAUGACCUUUCCUCCUCUACAUUAAAUGGUGUGCAAUCUCAACCUCUUAACAAAUAACCCUAUUUGUUUCUUGUAUAGUUUCUAUAUAUUUUUACAUUGUGAUGUGAUUGCAUUUGCGUAUCUUAAUUACUCCAUUUUAUGGUGUGAAACAUGUGAUUAAAUUAACGAAUAUUGAUUAUACUAACACGAGCUAUCAAGAUGUUUUAAUAACCC
Molecule: messenger RNA, 904 nt
Organism: Lactuca virosa
Lineage: Eukaryota; Viridiplantae; Streptophyta; Magnoliopsida; Asterales; Asteraceae
Source: the annotation of a GenBank genome assembly